Molecule: messenger RNA, 1101 nt
Organism: Thecamonas trahens ATCC 50062
Lineage: Eukaryota; Apusomonadida; Apusomonadidae
Exons: 2
Coding region: 1-693 (230 amino acids)
Source: RefSeq, a predicted model, not a curated record
AUGGUCUACUCGUCACUCUCUGCGUCCUCGCCGCCGCAAGCGACCCUCUCGCCGGACUCGCGGCUGUUUGUCGAGACCGUGCUCGCCGGGCGGGCCAAGCCGUACUCAGGCGUCGGCGCCGGAUCCGUGGUCCGCGUACCGUCGCCGUCGCCGUCGCACUCGCACUCGCCGGUGCGGUCUGUGGACCAACGUCACACACCGCGCUCGCCGCACUCGCCGAUCUUCCUCCCGGCCGACCGCAAGCAGCCUCGGCCGUCGCCGCGGCCCGAGCCGGUUGCCCGCAGGCUGUCGCCGUCGCCGGCAAGUCGCCCGUCGCCGCCGGCAAAGGGUCGGCGAGGUAAGGGCGGUAAGGUGACGUCCAAAGAGGCAAAGCAGAUGCUGGACGAAGCCUUCUGGGCCGCCCUCUACCGUAUCGACCAUGCGGUCAAAUCACUGCGGCUGACCGGAUCCAUCUCGCGGGCCGACGCCGUCCGGGUCCGCAAGUGGGUCGACAAGCUCUCUGCGCCGCUGUUCAACGUCGCCUGGCUCCGCAACCGCAACCUCCACGCCGCCGUCCUCGCCUCGAUCCUCUCGUCGCACUCGACAUGUCCGGCCUCGCGCAACGGCCGCCUCUGGGUCGCGCCCUUUGACAAGCUGCCGUACGACGGCCCGCUCCGCGCCCUCCCGCGCCACAUGCGCAUGUACGUUGUCUGAGCAGGGCUCGCUGCUGCACAGCUGGUAUGCCUUCAUUCAAAAAGAGGGGAAUCUGUGAGUGAUGAGGUUGGGGUCGGCCGAAAGGACGACCCUCCAGGCGGCUCAACAUGCGAGGUCGAGGCCCGGUCCUCGCCUUGGGCGCAGACAGCCCCCCGCGCUGCGGUCAGUCGACCGGAGUAAGCGUGGGUGUGUGGGGCUGUAGUGAGCUCGGAGCGCGUGCUCGCCGAGGGAAAAAGCUCGGUUGAGGGCACGGCUCGUCAUGAGCGCGUCAAGGGGAGGAGGCCGGGGUGCGAGUCUCUGGCACACGGACGAGCUAAUAAGCUAGCUCGGCCGUGCGUGUUGCCGGUGGGAGGGCCUGUGACGGCCGGGGGUUGCAGAACGCAACCCCCUUAACCUCAGCAGCCUGUG